AGCAAACACGCAUUGGAGACCAUACCUCGGAGUUUCAUUCUUCUUUGUCAGCUCUUAGACGUCCUUCACGCAUAACCAUGGCAGACGCUCUUGUCACAGUAUCAACACCCUCGGAUGGCGUCAGAGUCCUGGCCUUCAACCGGCCAACCAAGCGCAAUGCUCUCUCGCAGGACCUCAUCGACCAACUGCUCCAAGGCCUCACCACGGCUGCCAAUGACAGUUUGGUCAGGGUGAUAGUCGUUACUGGCAGCAGCACAUUCUUCUCAGCGGGGGCGGACAUUAAGGAGAUCUCUCAGCUCGACGCUGAAAUGGCACGGCAGCGUCGCUAUCUUGAAGACCUUUGCACAUGUAUUGCUGGGAUCCGCAAACCCAUCCUCGCCGCGGUUGAGGGCAUGGCUCUUGGAGGUGGCUUCGAGGUCACAUUGAUGUGUGACAUCAUCUUUGCCUCCAACACUGCUCGCUUUGGGCUGCCUGAAGUCAGUAUCGGGCUUUUGCCCGGCGCCGGUGGCACGCAGAGACUGACAAAUGCCGUUGGCAAGUUCAAGGCAAUGCAAGUCAUCCUACUGGGCAAGCAGAUCGAGGCCCCCGAGGCCCAUGCUGCUGGCCUCGUGGCUGACAUAUACGAACCUGGGACUGUCCUGGAGGAGACUCUCACAGUGGCAGCGCAGUUGGCAGGGAAGAGUUCCACGGCCGUCGCCUUGUCGAAGGAGGCUAUCAAGAGAGCUGAUGAUCUCGGCCGUGAUGAUGAGUUUGAGAGAAGUCUGUACUACUUCGCCUUUGGCACGGCGGACAAGCGAGAGGGUGUGGCAGCGUUCCUCGAGAAGAGGACGCCGACCUGGAAGACGGGCUAGUAGUACCUAAUAGUGCCAACACGUCGCCACCCUUAUGCGGUAUUGUCCGCCUCCAGUUCCUUCUUCUGCUCCUCGAGUUCCUCAAUCUCGUCCUCGCAAUCUCUGAUGGCGCGGUCAAUGUCGGCCAGCUGGCGCUCGGCUUGGUCGAUGGACUCUUUCAGAUUCAGCGUCUCCUCGUUUCGCUUCUCCUGGUCCUCGGAGCUGCCGCCGCUCACAAUCGGCUCCAGCUGGCCGUCCAAGUCGAUGGCAAGCUCCAGUCGGCUCUGGACCCUAUCCCGCAUCUUCUCCAGGUCUUGCCGGUGCAGCUUCCGAAGUUCGAUCGCAUCCUCGAGCAUGGCUAUGGUACUCGUCAUGAUGACUGAAGCUCGCGAUGGCGCUGUUCUGUAUGUGAUAAAGUCUGUUGCCGUCAGCUAUGGCCAUGUAUUCCGCGCUGAGUCCUUACCUGUAGCCGUAGCACGUUGG
This is a messenger RNA of Emericellopsis atlantica, 1313 nucleotides long. Its product is annotated as ClpP/crotonase-like domain-containing protein. Gene Ontology annotation, biological process: fatty acid beta-oxidation. Gene Ontology annotation, cellular component: mitochondrion. The record is from RefSeq and is a predicted model, not a curated record. Bases 78 to 851 code for a protein of 257 amino acids. The transcript is spliced from 6 exons. Gene Ontology annotation, molecular function: enoyl-CoA hydratase activity. NCBI's taxonomy places the organism in Eukaryota, Fungi, Ascomycota, Sordariomycetes, Hypocreales, Bionectriaceae.